Ylistrum balloti is the source of this 345-nucleotide messenger RNA. RefSeq lists its product as uncharacterized. Bases 1 to 345 code for a protein of 114 amino acids. The transcript is spliced from 4 exons. Lineage: Eukaryota; Metazoa; Mollusca; Bivalvia; Pectinida; Pectinidae. The record is from RefSeq and is a predicted model, not a curated record.
AUGCCCUCUCCGUGCUUCCUGGAUGGCGCCUCUUCAUUCGGAGAUCACAUGAUCUACAAGCUGCCUGUCCACGUUUGGUACAAGGAGUCAAAUGAUGGCGGCAACAUCCGGUCAACUGUAUCCCGAGACGAAUGUCUUCUGGUGAUGGAAACAUCUUUAAGUAUUCUCAGCGGUCCAGAUUAUUUGUUGUCGUUUGGAGUUUACGAGAAUAUUACUGGAGGUACCGUACCGUCUUCAGCCUUCGACGUCCCGUCGUCCUGUCCUCAAAAUGGCCCGGUGUACUUUGGUUCACCGACCCCCGUCCGGCCGUGGUAUCUUCCAGCUGACAUCCUUGCAAGACGAUGA